UGGCAAAUCUAUGAACAAGCGACUGGGAUAAGUAAACAGGAAGGUCCAGUCCGUGUUGCUCAUUUUGUCGACGUCAUUGGAAGAGAAGGAGUUCAGUUGUUUGACACCUUUACCUUUGAUGAAGAUAGUCACGAAAGCGCUGACAAGAUAGAUGACGUCAUCGCUAAAUUUGAAUCUCGUUGUCUGCCGCAACGUAAUGAAACGUAUGAACGAUACCUCUUCAGUAAAAGAGAGCAAGAACCAGGAGAAAGUAUCGACCAGUAUUACACAGCACUGAUGCGUCUCUCUGAACACUGUGGCUUUCUGAACCUAAGAGACAGUUUGAUAAGAGACCGCCUCAUCCUUGGAGUUAAGAAUGAUCGUGCACGCAAGAAACUAUUGGAGCAGAAAGAUCUUGCUUUGGAUAAAGCCUUGGACAUUCUGCGAACACAAGAGUUAACUGAUAUACGCGCAUCAGACAUG
Messenger RNA from Porites lobata, 462 nucleotides. Lineage: Eukaryota; Metazoa; Cnidaria; Anthozoa; Scleractinia; Poritidae. The record is from the annotation of a GenBank genome assembly.